Cinclus cinclus is the source of this 1335-nucleotide messenger RNA. Its product is annotated as acyl-CoA 6-desaturase-like. The record is from RefSeq and is a predicted model, not a curated record. Gene Ontology annotation, cellular component: membrane. The transcript has 12 exons. Gene Ontology annotation, biological process: lipid metabolic process. Lineage: Eukaryota; Metazoa; Chordata; Aves; Passeriformes; Cinclidae. Gene Ontology annotation, molecular function: oxidoreductase activity, acting on paired donors, with oxidation of a pair of donors resulting in the reduction of molecular oxygen to two molecules of water. The coding region runs from base 1 to 1335 and encodes 444 amino acids.
AUGGGGAAAGGGGGUGAGCAAGGGGGGGAUUCGGGGGAGCCGGCGGCGCAAAUCCGCUUCUACACCUGGGAGGAGAUCCAGAAGCACAACCUGAGGACGGACAAGUGGCUGGUGAUAGAGAGAAAGGUUUAUAAUGUCACCAAGUGGGCAAACAGGCACCCGGGGGGCCAGCGAGUCAUCAGCCACUGGGCCGGCGAAGAUGCCACGGAUGCAUUCCAGGCCUUCCAUAUCAAUCCCACCUUGGUGCAGAAGUUUCUCAAGCCACUGCUUAUUGGAGAACUUGCUCCAGGGGAGCCUAGCCAGGACCGAGACAAAAAUUCCCAGCUGGUGGAGGAUUUCCGGACCCUGCGGAAGACGGCAGAGGACAUGAACCUGUUCCAAGCCAGUCCCUUGUUCUUCUCCAUUUACCUGGGCCACAUCAUUGCCAUGGAAGUUUUGGCUUGGUUCAUGGUUUCCUACUUAGGGACCGGCUGGAUCACAACCCUCAUCCUUGCCUGCAUCCUUACAACUUCCCAGGCCCAGGCAGGGUGGCUGCAACAUGAUUUUGGACACCUCUCUGUCUUCAAGAAGUCUUCCUGGAACCACAUCGUCCACAAGUUUGUCAUUGGACACCUGAAGGGUGCCUCUGCAAACUGGUGGAACCACCGCCACUUCCAGCACCACGCCAAGCCCAACAUCUUCAAGAAGGACCCAGAUGUGAACAUGCUGCACAUUUUUGUCCUGGGAGACACGCAGCCGGUUGAGUAUGGCAAGAAGAAGCUGAAGUAUCUGCCUUACAACCACCAGCACGAGUACUUCUUCUUCAUCUUCCCGCCUCUGCUCAUCCCUGUGUAUUUCCAAAUCCAAAUCAUCUCGACCAUGAUCAGACGCAGGUUCUGGGCGGACCUGGCCUGGGCCAUCAGCUACUACCUGCGCUACUUCAUCACCUACAUCCCGUUCUACGGCGUCCUGGGCUCCCUGUGCCUCCUCACCUUUGUCAGGUUUCUGGAGAGUCACUGGUUCGUGUGGGUCACUCAGAUGAAUCACAUUCCAAUGGAAAUUGAUUCUGAGAAGCACAGAGACUGGCUGAGCUCCCAGAUGGCAGCGACCUGCAACAUUGAGCAGUCCUUUUUCAAUGACUGGUUCACCGGGCACCUGAACUUCCAGAUCGAGCACCACCUGUUUCCAACAAUGCCACGGCACAACUUCUGGAAGGUGAAGCCUCUGGUGAAGUCAUUAUGUGCCAAGUAUGGAGUUCAGUAUGAGGAGAAGCCUCUCGGGAAAGCAUUCGUAGACAUCGUUGGGUCCCUAAAGAAAUCUGGAGAUCUCUGGCUGGAUGCUUAUCUCCAUAAAUGA